This is a messenger RNA of Paraphaeosphaeria sporulosa, 594 nucleotides long. RefSeq lists its product as uncharacterized. The record is from RefSeq and is a predicted model, not a curated record. NCBI's taxonomy places the organism in Eukaryota, Fungi, Ascomycota, Dothideomycetes, Pleosporales, Didymosphaeriaceae. Bases 90 to 563 code for a protein of 157 amino acids. The transcript has a single exon.
CUGCUAUCAUACCAUACCAUACAAUACCAUGCCAUACAAUAUCACCUACUCUAAUACCCAUACAUUGCUAUUCACGCUCCUGCCUCGGCAUGCUUGGACAACCUACCUACCUACUUUGCUUUGGUCUAUGUUAUGUCUCUACACGGCGUCUACUCACAUAUGUACCAUCACUGCCCCGGUGGCUGCGUCUCACAUGUCUUUCUGCUAUGGGUCUUAGGGAGACGAGGGUGCAUGGACGCCCCGGGCUGUGCUGGGCGGGCAUACUGCUAUGGCGUCUUUUUUCUCUCACGUCACGCUGGUUACCGUUGGCGUCGCUUUUUUUUCGCGACUUGGCUAUGCUCUUCUUGUUCUUCUUUUCGGUUUCUUGCAGGCGACGUGGGAUCUCGGCUGUUGCUUUGCUGAGCGGCGCGGACGGCUUUGUGGUUCUGCGAAUGGGAAGGGAUUCUUACACGUGCGCAGCGCUUUUGGGUCGCUUUGGCGCGCGAGAUUUAGGGAGGCGUGUGUUGGUUGUUGACUUGUGUCAGCUUCGGUGGUUUAGCUUGCGCGAGUCCGCGUGUACGUGAGAACCAGCACAUUGUUCUCUUUCCAGGAGUG